AUGUUGGCUCUGGCAGGCUUCCUCUACGCAAUGCAGGUGGUGGAUGAAUCGACUUUCACGCGUCUGGGUGAGUUGGACAUCGAUGAUCCGCUGGACAUGAAGCUGGAUGGCCUGGGCGCAUUCGAGCCGUGCACCCCUUGCAGCGUCGGGGCAUGGCUGUCGUCGACAGCCGUUGCUCCGGCAGAGGGACACAAGGCUCUCUGUGGCGUGAUGGAUCUGGAACACACGUGGAACUGGACGACUGCCGUGAACGCAUUUCUUUGUCCUGCUCAGGCAAACUGCCCGGAUGAAGCAAAGGCUGACUGGCAGUCUGGGUGGAUCUGCGCUGGCCCUUGCCUUGUGUACUGGCACAAGCCAGCGCAAUCGCCAAUCUUGCUAUUGAAGCCUUCGAAAACUUUUCCAUGGGACCUGAGGGAUGCCUGCGUAAGGCCAUCUUACAUCCAGCGGUCGCCUGGUGCUUUUCACAGUAUGCGCGGCAGACGCAGUGCCUGCCUGCAGGUCGGGAUGGACCAUUGUCGGGGAAAGCACCGGCUCGGCGUGCAUCUGCCCAUACUGCGCUGCGCAGCGCGCAUGUUGCUCUUGCUGAUGAAGACUUAUGGCGAUUUAUGGCGAUCCAGGCGGGAUCUGAGAUGA
Molecule: messenger RNA, 633 nt
Organism: Symbiodinium natans
Lineage: Eukaryota; Dinophyceae; Suessiales; Symbiodiniaceae
Source: the annotation of a GenBank genome assembly